This is a messenger RNA of Alternaria incomplexa, 1728 nucleotides long. It is a transcript of the gene MET3, whose product is annotated as Sulfate adenylyltransferase. The transcript is spliced from 4 exons. Gene Ontology annotation, biological process: sulfur amino acid metabolic process. The record is from RefSeq and is a predicted model, not a curated record. NCBI's taxonomy places the organism in Eukaryota, Fungi, Ascomycota, Dothideomycetes, Pleosporales, Pleosporaceae. Gene Ontology annotation, molecular function: adenylylsulfate kinase activity; sulfate adenylyltransferase (ATP) activity; ATP binding. Gene Ontology annotation, cellular component: cytoplasm. Bases 1 to 1728 code for a protein of 575 amino acids.
AUGGCGAACGCACCCCAUGGCGGCGUCCUCAAGGACCUGAUCGCACGCGAUGCGCCCCGACGCAAGGAACUGUUCGAGGAGGCUGAGAAGCUUCCGGCUAUUGUUCUGUCCGAGAGGCAGCUCUGCGACUUGGAGCUCAUCCUAAACGGAGGUUUUUCACCUCUGGAGGGUUUCAUGAACCAGAAGGACUACGACGGCGUAGUGUCCGACAACCGUCUCGCCGACGGCAACCUCUUCUCCAUUCCCAUCACACUCGACAUCUCGAAACAGACCAUCGAUGAGGUCGGCGUCAAGCAAGGCGCCCGCAUCGCCCUGCGCGACUUCCGCGACGACCGCAACCUGGCCAUCAUCACCGUCGACGAUGUCUACCAGCCGGACAAGGAGAAGGAGGCCCGCGAGGUCUUCGACAAGGACAACGACGUAGCACACCCCGCCAUCAAGUACCUCUACGAGACGGUCAAGGAGUACUACGUCGGCGGCAAGCUCGAGGCCAUCGACCGCCUGGAGCACUACGACUAUGUCGGCCUCCGAUACACCCCCGCGGAGCUGCGUCUGCACUUCGACAAGCUUGGCUGGUCCAAGGUCGUCGCUUUCCAGACGAGGAACCCCAUGCACCGCGCUCACCGUGAGCUCACCGUCCGCGCUGCCCGCGCCCGCCAGGCCAACGUCCUCAUCCACCCCGUUGUCGGCCUGACCAAGCCCGGUGACAUUGACCACUUCACCCGUGUCCGUGUCUACCAGGCGCUGAUGCCCCGCUACCCCAACGGCAUGGCCGUCCUUGCUCUUCUGCCUCUGGCUAUGCGCAUGGCUGGUCCCCGUGAGGCCAUCUGGCACGCCAUCAUCCGCAAGAACCAUGGUGCCACCCACUUCAUUGUCGGCCGUGACCACGCUGGCCCGGGCAAGAACUCCAAGGGUGUCGACUUCUACGGUCCAUACGACGCCCAGGACGCCGUCGAGAAGUACAGGGACGAGCUCGGCAUCGAGGUUGUUCCCUUCCUCCAGAUGACCUACCUUCCCGACUCGGACGAGUACAAGCCCAAGAACGAGGUUGAGCAGGGCAUCAAGACCCUCGACAUCUCCGGAACUGAGCUCCGCAAGCGCCUCCGAACCGGCCAGGAGAUCCCCGAAUGGUUCUCAUACCCCGAAGUCGUUCGCGUCCUUCGCGAAUCCCACCCCCCUCGCAGCCAACAGGGUUUCACUGUCUUCCUGACAGGUUACCAGAACUCCGGCAAGGACGCUAUCGCACGCGCUCUCAACGUUACCCUCAACCAGCAGGGCGGUCGCUCCGUCUCGCUCCUCCUCGGUGACACCAUCCGCAGUGAGCUCUCCAGCGAGCUGGGCUUCAGCCGAUCCGACCGCGACAAGAACAUUGCCCGCAUCUCCUUCGUAGCCGCCGAGCUCACCAAGGCUGGUGCGGCAGCCAUCGUUGCGCCCAUUGCUCCUUUCGAGGACUCAAGAAAGGCAGCCCGCCAGACUGUAGAGCGAUACGGAUCCUUCUACCUGAUCCACGUUUCUACCCCGCUCGAGCAUGCGGAGAAGACCGACAAGCGGGGUGUAUACGCCAAGGCGCGCGCCGGUGAGAUCAAGGGUUUCACUGGUGUCGACGACCCGUAUGAGGUGCCCGCCAACGCUGACCUGACUGUCGACCUGUCGACUACCAACGUCAGGACAGCCGUCCACCAGAUUGUCCUGCUUUUGGAGAGCCAGGGUCUUCUGACACAGUUGUAG